Messenger RNA from Terrapene triunguis (Three-toed box turtle), 1670 nucleotides. RefSeq names its product endothelin 1 (gene EDN1). The coding region runs from base 1 to 648 and encodes 215 amino acids. Gene Ontology annotation, biological process: intracellular calcium ion homeostasis; regulation of systemic arterial blood pressure by endothelin; vein smooth muscle contraction. Gene Ontology annotation, cellular component: extracellular region. Lineage: Eukaryota; Metazoa; Chordata; Testudines; Emydidae. Gene Ontology annotation, molecular function: endothelin B receptor binding; endothelin A receptor binding; hormone activity. The transcript has 5 exons. The record is from RefSeq and is a predicted model, not a curated record.
AUGGAUUGUGCACAGAUGAUUCUCUCCCUGCUCUUCGUGCUCUGGCCAGGAGCCCAGGAAACAGCCUUAGGUGCUGAACUGAGCGCUGCUGCGGCCGCUUCUGUCGCCGAGGUUCGUCCUUCUAGCGCCACCUGGCCGCUGCGCAGGUCUAAGCGCUGCUCCUGCUCCUCCUUGAUGGACAAGGAGUGUGUCUACUUCUGCCACCUCGAUAUCAUCUGGAUCAACACCCCGGAGCGGACUGUGCCGUAUGGGCUUGGUGGCCCUUCUCGAUCAAGGCGGUCUCUGGAAGAUACAACCCCUCGGAAGCAACCAGAAUCUAGCAAGAGAUGCCGAUGUGCCAACCAAAAAGACAAGAGGUGUCUGAACUUCUGCCAAACAGGAAAAGAACUCUGGGCUCAGUCCACAAUGGAGAAGGGCUGGGAUCAUCUUAACAAAGCUGAAGAUUGCCUGGGACUUGGACUGAAGUGUGUGCACAGGCAACUACUUAACAGCAGGAAAAUGAGAAGACUAGAAGCCAUUGGUAACAGUAUCAAAGCUUCCUUCAGUAUCGCAAAGUUAAAGGCUGCACUGCAUGAAGUGAAGAGGCUGAAGCAUAACAGAACACAUAAAAGGCAAAGCAUCUGGAAAAGUCUGAAAACAACUUCUUAGUGUGGAGAUCACCAACCCUAACCCUCCUCCAUCAACAAUAACUGAUAGAGCAUUGCCGAAGCUCCGUUUUGACUUUCACAUUCCACAUGGCAAAGGCAUGUUGUUCUAAAUAUUAAGCCACCCUCUAACCUCCACCCCAAAGAUAGCUAGAAGAGAACCUAAAGAAAUCUUAUAUUUGGACAAGGUAAAAGCAAUAACGACCUAACAGGUCAUCCUUCUGGAAUCCAAUUGGAUGUGUUACAUUAACAAACGCUUAUUGACAGCCGUCUGUCAGAAGAAAGGGAACGUUUGAAUGUUGCUUCUGAAAAGAAGGUGUAAAAUGGAGUGUUGUUGAUCAGUUUGGCAGAUUUCAGGGAGAAAAAAAAAGACUAAUGCCAAAAGAUGUUGCAAGGAAUACCUGAUACAGAAACUCCUAAAAAGAAGAGAAAUCAAGAUUUGAAAGGAGAGACUAUUUUUUUUACUUAUAAAUUAAAAUGGAAAGUGAACGACAUUGUGCUACUUUAAUCAGCAGUCAUUGCAUAGAUACAAGUCUACCUCACAUACUGUAUGUUGCACUCCUGCAAAAGUAUUUUUUACAAAGUAUUGCCUUUACUUAUCAGCCACAACCCUUUGCCUUUUUCAGCAGUCUGGUUUACUAGAACAACCACAGUUAUCUGAACGGCAGGGCAGACGUUGUGUUUAUUUGGCUAACCAAGGUUUUGGAUAAAGAAAGGAAUUUUCAACAUAAAUAAUAGACAACAGGGGACAUGAUCUUGUUUAACAUAAUAGGGAGAUUUGGACAACUGAAAGUCUAAUAAUAGGGUUUGUACUGUAUUGCAGGUUGCCAAUAAUCCACUGACCCUGAUGUGUAACAGAAAGUGUUGCUAGAUUAAGGAUUUCUUCAGUGUCUUGUGUGAUGUAAAUGUGUGGAGACAGAGGUUGUUUAAAAUGAAACCAAAAGGCUAAUAUCGGGUGACUGUUUAUAGCAGUGAAUUUACUCACAUUAUUGAAUUUGCUGACUGAGGGCUGAUGGAAUUUUAUGA